AUGGACCGCGCCGCGGGAGCCCCCGGCCCGCCGCGGGGCAGGGCCCCGGGGGAGGAAGAGCAUCCCGCCGGGCCGCCGCGGUCCUCGGAGGAGCCGGGGCGGCGCGACGAAGCCCUCAUGGCCGAGCUCGCGGAGCUGGUGCGGGAGGUGGUGGAGAGCAGCGGCUGGUGGGAGAGGCACGGCGUGGACGUCUGCAUCAUCGCCCUCAGCUUCCUCCUGCUGCCCGCGGGGUUCCUGUGCCUGCGGUCGGCCUCCGCCGUCCCCUUCCUGGCCGGCGUUGUCGUCCUCGGCGUGGGGCACCACGCGGUGACUGUGAAGGGCAGCCACCUGGCCAGCCACAACGCCUUGACGGAGUCCAAGGCCUGGGGCAAAGUGUGGGCUGUCUUCUUCAUUGAGGUCUGUUCAGCUUUCACGGCCGAGCAGGCCACCUACAACCAUGUGAAGAUCCACCACGGCUACACUAAUGUCAUCGGUUUGGGGGAUUCCAGCACCUGGAAGCUGCCUUUCUUGAACCGCUAUGUGUACAUGUUCAUCGCACCUCUUGCAGUGCCUAUCAUAACCCCUCUUGUUGCGCUGGAUUUGCUGAGGAAUGUCAAGUUGAAAACAGCUCUCCGGACCAUUUGCUUCAUGUUUCUGGGUCUUUAUUCCCAUUACUGGAUUCUGCUCCAUGUCUCGGGUUUCCGGUCUGCCUGGUCCGCUCUGCUCUGCAUGCUGGUCACACGCUCCCUCCUUGCACAUCCCUAUAUCCACGUGAACAUCUUCCAGCACAUCGGCCUCCCCAUGUUCGCGGCCGACAAGAAACCCAAGCGGAUUCAGCUCAUGAGCCUCGGCGUGCUGAACCUGCCCCGCAACGCCCUGCUCGACUGGGCCUUCGGCCACUCGCUCGUCAGCUGCCACGUGGAGCAUCACCUCUUCCCCGGCCUCUCCGACAACAUGUGCCUGAAGAUCAAACCCGUCGUCUCCCAGUACCUGAGGAAGAAGCAGCUGCCGUACAACGAGGACUCCUACGCGUCCCGGCUCCGGCUCUUCCUGCAGAAAUACGAGGAGCUGAUGGUCCACGCUCCCCCCAUAACGGAGCUGGUGGGCGUGCAGUGAGCACAGGGCCCCUCGCGCUGUCGGGGGGCCGUUUCCGCAGGGCGUUACAGCACGGCCGGUGCUUUCGGCGGGAUUGGGACAUCGCAGGCGCUUGCUUCCAUAAAGCAAUUGCAUAGGAAA
Molecule: messenger RNA, 1215 nt
Organism: Rhea pennata
Lineage: Eukaryota; Metazoa; Chordata; Aves; Rheiformes; Rheidae
Gene: FADS6
Product: fatty acid desaturase 6
Exons: 7
Coding region: 1-1095 (364 amino acids)
Biological process (GO): lipid metabolic process
Cellular component (GO): membrane
Molecular function (GO): oxidoreductase activity, acting on paired donors, with oxidation of a pair of donors resulting in the reduction of molecular oxygen to two molecules of water
Source: RefSeq, a predicted model, not a curated record